Messenger RNA from Rubroshorea leprosula, 1250 nucleotides. The record is from the annotation of a GenBank genome assembly. Lineage: Eukaryota; Viridiplantae; Streptophyta; Magnoliopsida; Malvales; Dipterocarpaceae.
ACAUUAAUUUCCAAUACAGAGCAAAACAAGUACUCUAGUAUUCACUUUCAAGAUGAGGAAUCAUCUGUCCUUGUUGUUUUGCUUGUUAGCUUUAGGUCUUCUUGUGUGUUGCGAAGCCGGUAGCCUCAGGAAGAACUUCUACCAACACACCUGCCCUCUUGCCGAGAAGAUAAUCCAAGAUGUUACAGGGAAACACGUAGCAGUCGACCCUGCUGUGCCCGCCAGGCUCCUCAGAAUGCAUUUCCAUGAUUGCUUUGUUAGGGGUUGUGAUGGUUCCAUUUUGUUAAACUCAACUGCAAGCAAUACCGCAGAGAAAAGCGCAACUCCAAACCUGACCCUGUUAAGUUUUGAUGUGAUUGAUGAUAUAAAAGCAAACGUGGAGAAGGCAUGUCCUGGAGUUGUAUCUUGUGCUGAUAUUCUUGCUCUGGCUGCUAGAGAUUCUGUAUCAUUCAAAUUUAAAAGACCCCUCUGGAAAGUGCUUACUGGUAGAAGAGACGGCACAAUUUCACGAGAUUCUGAAGCGAUUGCCAAUCUUCCUUCUGCUAAAUCCGACUUCGCAGCGCUAAAACAAAAGUUCUCUACUAAAGGGCUCACCGUGCAUGACCUCGUGGUUUUAUCAGGGGGUCACACGAUUGGAGUAGGACACUGCAACGCCUUCAGCAACAGGCUGUACAACUUCGAGGGAAAAGGCAUUCAAGACCCUUCAUUGAACCCGUCCUAUGCCACUUUCUUGAAGACCAAGUGCCGUAGCACGAGAGACAACACAACGUUCGUGGAAAUGGACCAGAAUAGCUCUAUCAUGUUCGACAAUCACUACUACGUCGGCCUGGAGCAAAACAAGGGUCUGUUCCAGUCCGAUGCAGCCCUUCUUACUAACAAGGGCGCGCGCAACAUCGUUCGCGAGCUCCUCAAAUCGUCCAAGUUCUUCACGGAGUUCGCCCAGUCGAUGGUGAGGAUGGGAGCCAUUGAUGUCCUCUCCGGUAACCAAGGGCAGAUCAGGAAGCACUGUGCUUUCGUUAAUACCUAACUAAUUAAUUAAGGUGUGAAGAAGUUUCUAUAUAUGUCACAUUCAAGGGUGAAAGGAAUUGAAAAGGAAAAUAUUAUUUUUUAUUAGAUAGUUAACAAUGUAAAUAUCAAUAAAAAAAAAUGUAAUAAUAAUAUUGUUUGAUAUCAAUCUUAAAGGUUACUAAUUUGUUUUGUUGCAUUGGUUUGAUUGAGCUGUGAUUGAGCAAUGAAGUGAUCACUGAUCA